UUGAAAUGACACGCCAGUCCCUCGUCGGGCACGCGCCUCCUCGGGCACCAGCAGUACAUAAAGUGAUCUGCGCGAGCGCGGAGCUCAGCAGUGAACCGCAGAGUUCAGCGCAGCUCUGAGGUGAACAUGAGGGCCGCGCGGGAGCGCAUGAGGUGAUGCGCCCUGCGGGACUCGGCUCGGGUGUGUUACCGGAGAGGAUGGCGGAACUGUGGAGCCACAACAGCUCGUCCUCGUGGAACCGCUCCGCCGCGGGACAGGACCGCUUCAGCAGCGUGGAUGACAUCGACAUGCCGGCGGACGGCUCCUCGGCGCUGCGCAUCCUCAUCUCCAUCGUGUACUCUGUGGUGUGCGCCGCAGGGCUGGUCGGGAACCUGCUCGUGUUCUUCCUGAUGAAAGCGCGCCGCGGCCGGAAGAAGCGCUCCAGCAUCAACUUGUUCAUCCUCAACCUGGCCGUCACGGACUUCCAGUUCGUGCUCACUCUGCCCUUCUGGGCGGUGGACACGGCUCUGGACUUCAGCUGGCCGUUUGGGAACGCCAUGUGCAAGAUCAUCCUCUCCGUGACGGUGAUGAACAUGUACGCCAGCGUGUUCUUCCUCACCGCCAUGAGUGUCACCCGGUACUGGUCGGUGGCCUCCGCGCUAAAGGACCGGACCCGGAGGCGCGUGUGCCCGGUGCGCUGGGUGAUCGCCGGGCUCUGGGUCUCCGCCACGGUGGCCUCUUUGCCCACCGCUGUGUUCUCCACGGUGAAGAGCGUGGCCGGGGAGAGGCUGUGCCUGCUGGGCUUCCCGGACGGACAGUCGUGGCUCGCGCUGUACCACCUGCAGAAGAUCCUGGUGGCCUUCGUGUUCCCCAUGCUCAUCGUCAGCGUGUGCUACCUGCUGCUGCUGCGCUUCGUCCGUCUGCGCAGCAUGAACAACAACCAGGUGAAGCGCAGGUCCAGAGUGACUCGCUCCGUCACCAUCGUCGUGCUCUCCUUCUUCAUCUGCUGGAUGCCCAACCACGCCAUCACCUUCUGGGGCGUGCUGGUGAAAUUCAACCUGGUAAACUGGGACAAGACGUACUACAUGGUGCACACAUACGUGCACCCGGUGACAGUGUGCCUGGCGCACACCAACAGCUGCCUGAACCCGGUGCUGUACUGCCUCAUGCGCCGGGAGUUCCGGAAGAAGAUGAAGGAUCUGUUCUGGAGGAUUUCCUCCCCCACCGGGGCGAACACCUGCCACCUGCGGCCGUUCUCCGGGACGGUGCGCGCGGAGCCGGACGACACUCAGAUAGUCAUCCCGCUGAACAACGUGGAGACGGAGAACUGCAGACUUUCGGUUUUAACGGACCAGUGCGACACGGACGCGCUGCAGAAGUAAAACCAGACUUUAGAACUAAAAGACAAAAAGAAAAUCUUCUGAAUGAAGACUGAUAGACAUUUUAAAGUGGAGUUUUUACACUGCAGGAUCCAACACCAGUAUAAAACCAAUAAAGGACUCGGACAAAUCACCACAGAUGGCGCAUUACAUGUGCAUUAAAGGGAUUGUAUAUAUUGCCAUCGCAAUGUAAAAGUGUGAAACAUAAAAGGAGAGAAAUAACAAUCGCGCGUAAAUUGCGCACAAGGAGACGCGGUGCGUAAAACCAUCCAGCUGCGUGUGUGCUUCAGCUGAAGUCCCACCACAGUAAUGCUCACGUUGUUUUGGGAAGCUGACGUGUGUUUUUUUGUAAAUGGAGUUCAAUGCUGCUGCUUCUCUAAAGUGCUCGUGCAGAGGAGUCUCGUGCAGCAUUCUGCUGCUGUGGAAUAUUAUCGUUUGUUGUUGCUGGUGUGUAAAAUGUUUGAGCUUCAGUGAAUGUAUUAAAGAAAAGCUGCCAAUGCAACCUUUAAAACAAUGUUUGGAGAAUAAAAUACUUAAUUCUU
Molecule: messenger RNA, 1900 nt
Organism: Cottoperca gobio
Lineage: Eukaryota; Metazoa; Chordata; Actinopteri; Perciformes; Bovichtidae
Gene: rxfp3.3b
Product: relaxin family peptide receptor 3.3b
Exons: 1
Coding region: 156-1361 (401 amino acids)
Biological process (GO): positive regulation of cytosolic calcium ion concentration; immune response; cell chemotaxis
Cellular component (GO): membrane; external side of plasma membrane
Molecular function (GO): C-C chemokine binding; C-C chemokine receptor activity
Source: RefSeq, a predicted model, not a curated record